AUGCACAAAUCACUCUCAAAAUUUGUUGACAGAAAACGCAGCCAGAAGAUACCACUUCCUGAACUUCCUCCCACCCGCUGCUAUGCCCUAACUCCUUCGCCAUCUCAAGAAGCCUUGGUCUUUACUGAUGCCUCUGCCACAGCCGACAGCGACUUUUUUCAAUUGCUCCCAUUUGAGUUGCGGCGCAAGAUUCUCGUGGAAGCUUUCGGCAAUCGCACCGUACACAUAGACCUAGUGUAUGACCACCCGAUUUUACCGCUAGAAGACCGGAAGAUUACCCCAUCACUCCACAAUCGCCAUGCAUAUUUUGCGCCCCCAUGGCUGCGAUCGCAAGGUGAACUCUGGGCUUUUAAAGAAUGGUACUGGCAGGGCUCUGUGUGCCAUCGCGAAUCACCGUCUGUGGCUGGCACACCAAUGGCCCACCCUCUUUGGAAGGAUGAAUGUCAUCGCGGCGUGGACUCGACGUGGUGUAGCUUUCGGCCGGGAAUGUCGAUGGAUAUAUGCUGCAUUGGUGUUAUGGGCUGGCUACUUUCCUGCCGCCAAGCUUAUGUGGAGGCAAUUGAUGUCCUCUACUCGACAAAUACUAUCCAUAUGGCAAGCAACGCCAUGAUCCUCAAUUUACCUAGACUGCUCUUACCGCAGCGCUUGGCUAGCAUCACUUCAAUUGAGAUGCUGUGGAAUUUACACCCCUUCCGUGAGAGCAACGUCAAUGACCCACUAGACUCCGACCCACGAGCCUUUCAUUGUCUUUUACAGGCCAUGCCACUAUUAUUUCCAGGUUUACGCAAACUAUUUAUUUCCUUUCACGGAGAUGUCCUGCCGCCCGGAAAAGGUUCCAAUGCGAGGUUUGAAGCAAGUGAAUCCGCCAUUCUACGUCCGAUUGAUGAAAUGGUUGGCCGACUAAAUGCUCGAGAGUGUCACGUUGCUGUUCCAACAUCCAUAUAUGUGCCAAGAAAGCUGAAAGCAACUGGAACUGGGAUAUAUCUAGAACCCAGCAGGCUGCGUAAUGUCUGGGAACGAAUCUGGCGGCCGCUUUCCAACUCGGAUGAUCAGGAUGACGAUUCUUCAUCUCAUCGAGGUUAUUGGCUCUAUCAUGGAAAAGUUGACAUGCCCUGGAUCUACAAGUAUGGAGAAAAGUAUCCUCCUGAUGACGAGGUACUCUGA
Ophidiomyces ophidiicola is the source of this 1164-nucleotide messenger RNA. RefSeq lists its product as uncharacterized. Bases 1 to 1164 code for a protein of 387 amino acids. The record is from RefSeq and is a predicted model, not a curated record. Lineage: Eukaryota; Fungi; Ascomycota; Eurotiomycetes; Onygenales; Onygenaceae. The transcript has 2 exons.